GUCUUCCGUUUCUCCCAUGGCGGUCCAUCGAUACUGUGUGCCUUUCCUUUUGAUCUCCGUUUUCAUUCCUUUUGUUUGUGCUGAGAUUCGAUUCGCCGAAAUCCAACAUGAUAACCGUCCCAUAAUCCCGUUCGACGAGUUCGGCUUCACUCAUACCGGCCACCUCGAACUUAAUGUCUCUAACAUCAAACUCUCGAACCCAAAUCCUGAUCUCGAUAGGUCCAAACUCGGGUUCUUCCUAUGCACCGGAGAUGCAUGGAUGCAAGUGCUUUUACAACUCGAAGAGGGGUAUAUCGAUUGCGCUCUCGACUCCGAUUUCGUUGAACUCAUCUUAGAAUUCAAGUCCCUCAAAGGGAAAUCUAGUUUCGAUACCGCUUAUAAAGAGAACAAUGCUGAUCUAUACACGCUUGCAUUCGCCAACUGCCUUAACAAUGUCAAAGUGUCGAUGAAAGUCCGGUCGGCGAUGUACAAUCUCGACGGUAAGGAAAAUCGCCGCGAUUAUCUCCCCUCCGGACUAACAAAUCUCCCUAGGAUUUACUUCCUUUUCGCCCUCGUUUAUUUGACUCUGGCGGGGAUUUGGGUGUACGUACUUUACAUAAAACGACUCACCGUCUUUAGGAUCCAUUUCUUCAUGCUGGCCGUGGUUCUUUUAAAGGCCAUUAAUUUGUUAUGUGAAGCUGAGGAUAAGUCUUAUAUUAAACGCACUGGAAGCGCUCAUGGUUGGGAUGUUUUGUUCUACAUCUUCAGUUUCUUGAAAGGGAUAAUGCUUUUUUCAUUGAUCGUUUUGAUCGGUACCGGGUGGUCGUUUCUGAAACCUUACUUGCAAGACAAGGAAAAGAAGGUUUUGAUGAUUGUGAUUCCACUUCAGGUCAUUGCUCAUGUUGCUCAGAUUGUUCUCGAUGAAACUGGACCGUUUGGUCACGAUUGGAUCGUGUGGAAACAGGUGUUUUUGCUCGUCGAUGUCGUUUGUUGUUGCGCGGUGUUGCUUCCCAUCGUUUGGUCGAUUAAGAAUUUGCGAGAGGCGGCUAAGACCGACGGGAAAGCUGCGGUGAAUCUGAUGAAGUUGACUCUGUUUAGGCAAUAUUACGUCGUGGUUAUCUGUUAUAUUUACUUUACUCGUGUUGUGGUUUAUACAUUUGUGACGAUUACUUCGUAUAAGUAUCUUUGGACGAGUGUAGUCGCCGGAGAAUUGGCCACGCUAGCGUUUUAUGUGUUUACCGGGUAUAAGUUCAAACCAGAGCCACAUAAUCCAUAUUUUUCGAUUGGUGAUGAGGAGGAAGAAGUUGCAGCAGAGCAGUUGAAGCUCGAAGAUGAAAUUGAACUGUGCUAG
Molecule: messenger RNA, 1330 nt
Organism: Hibiscus syriacus
Lineage: Eukaryota; Viridiplantae; Streptophyta; Magnoliopsida; Malvales; Malvaceae
Product: protein CANDIDATE G-PROTEIN COUPLED RECEPTOR 7-like
Exons: 1
Coding region: 17-1330 (437 amino acids)
Biological process (GO): transport
Cellular component (GO): membrane; Golgi apparatus
Source: RefSeq, a predicted model, not a curated record